UGACGUUGGGAGUUUUCAAAAGAUAGCCAUAAUAUUAUAUUAUUCUAUAAUCAUGGUCUGAACUUCCUACAAAUGAUGAUGUCUGUUUUACACGGACUGUAGUCCGUGCUGUUUUAUUAUUUAUCACUUGAUAACACCAUAGAUAAUAAAGACAUUAUCUAUGGAUAACACGUCUGAUAAAUGAUAAUUUAAAACACUUUGAUAGCGAUCGAGAGUUCCUCAGUAUUUCGUGCGCAAAAUAUAUUGAUGAUGAUGUACGGUUCUGUGGUUGUCGUCUCCCGUCCGACGGUCGAUCGUUUAGCGGCGUUUUGCUAAAUCCCAACAGUUUCACUUCACGCUGUUUUAUCGGGUCACCGUCAUAAAAAUAUAAUAUCGUCACCAUUAUCGUCUGUCGUGUCCCGCGCACCACCGAUGGACUCGUGUCACCGACGUCGGCCGACACGUUGGAUCGAUCAAAAACAAUGUUAGAACUCGGCGUGCCGAAAAAUGUUUAGUAAAAAAGCACAAACGGACGUGAAGAAAUCGGCACACAAGAUAUUGGACCCGAAAAAAGACACAGCCACCAGAUUCAAACAUUUGAAAUUUUUAUUGGACAAUAGCGACGAAAAUGAAUCUAAACAUUUGUUCGAAAGCAACUACAGCAGUAUCUAUCAAAUAUUUUAUGAAAGUUUCAUUAGUGUUGAAGCCAAUUUGAAACAAAGAGUUACUAAAAUUCAUAGAGAUGAACUUGAUACUAUUCUAAUAAUCUUAGAAAAAGUAUUAACAUUAUGUCCAGAAAUUGUAGCACAAAGAUGGCAAUGUCACAGUAUGUGUAUGAUCAUUACCAAACUAUUACAUCCCGAAAAUUCAUGGCGGUUGAGACGUGAUGGGAUCAAGUUUUUUAUUUUAUGGUAUCAAAUUUUGGGACAUAAUGCACCUGACUCAGUACAUGCAAUAUUUGCAACACUUGUACCUGGAUUCUCCAGUCCAAUACCCGAACAUCCCGGAUUGGCCGCACUCUGGAAUAGCCAUUCAUCUUCUAUUAAUUUGCAUGAGAAUUUGUUGAGCCCAGUGGGUACUGUAGAAACUAAUCUUUUAUAUGCACCACAAAUGGGUGAAAAGCAGCCAGACGAUGUAGUUAAAUACUAUUUAGAAUCCCUUCUAGAAUUAAUGGUUAAUCAGGUUCCACGUAUAAUGUGGAAAGAUCUAAAAAACUGUCAAAGACGAUGUUUUAAUUAUUUAUUUGAAAAAUUCAAACAAUUUUAUUUACCUGCUAUUUUUCCGGAUUAUUCAACAGCUACUAACGUUUACAAACAAACAACAGACCUGCCAGAUUGUUCUAAUCAAAGCAGAAAUGAUACUAAUAGUAGUUGUCGAGUAUGUGUUAUAAAAUGGCUUGCUGGAUACACUCAAGAUAUUAAACAAAAACACUACCCAAAUAUUCCUUUAAUAUCAAAAUUCAUUGGAGACAAAGCUCAAUUAGUAGCUUUUGAAAUUGUCAGGGAUACUUUAUACAAAUCAAGAGAAAACGUAAAUUUAAUACAUGAAAUAUUUCGUCAGGCAUUCUUAUUGAAUUUUAGUUGGGCUAUGGCAAUAAGGAGAACUAUUGCUGUGUACAAAGAUUGGAUUCAAUUAAGUGUGUCUCAACAACCUCCUUUCAUGUUGGAUCCAGAAGGAACAAAUGCACAAAUGUCUGGUUUAGAUCAUAAUGCAGAAGAAAUUUCACCAGUUAAAUACGAACCAAAAUAUGGUGAUAUUAGAGCAGGAUUUCAGAAUGUCAUUCAAUUAUUUAUGACAAAUGCAUUACAUGUAUUUGUGGCCCAAAGUGGUACUGAGUAUCCAAUGUUGUUGGAAGAACAAGUGGAUACCUGCAAACGAGUUUUGAAUAUUUAUAGAUAUAUGGUCAUGCAUACAUAUAUGUCUUUAAAAACUUGGGAGCAAUUACUAAAUGUUCUAUUAAGGAUAACUACACUUGUUUUGAAUAAAAAACCACCCAGGCGAAAAGAAGACACUUUAUCUGGAAAGUUAGCUCCAGCAAUAUUUCAGACUUUGAUUGUAACUUGGAUAAAAGCUAAUUUAAAUGUACCUAUUUCUGAGAAAUUAUGGGAUCAGUUUCUAACAGUACUUUGUUCACUCACUCAAUGGGAAGAACUCAUAAGGGAAUGGUCGAAAACAUUAGAAACUCUAACAAGAGUAUUAGCCCGGCAUGUCUAUGGUCUGGAUUUAGCCGAUUUGCCAUUAGAUCGUAUUUCGGAUAAAAAAUCAAGAAGAAAACGUGGAAGUACUACACUAAACUCUGCUUAUAAUAUGUGUAAUUUGUCACACACACGAGUAAACCAACAACGAGGUUCAGUGACAGAUAAUCAAUCAGAUAAUACCAUCAAAAAACGAACAUUUAUAAAACGAUCAAAUAGUGAUUCAGACAUAACAUACAGCUAUUUAUUUCAAAAAUAUAGUGAAACUGAUACGGUCUUCAAUAUUACAGAAACACCAACAACAGAUGACCUUAAGUAUAGCUGGAAGGAUGAAAAAUCAUCAAAGUGUUUGUUUAAUAUACGAAAAUGUCAUUCUUUAGAAAAUUUAACGCAAUUAUUAAUGUUACGAAUGCGAGACACACAUUCAAGGUCCCCCUCUCCAGUACCCUCAACUGGUAUGGAAAGCAGCUUAUUUAAAGAAGCACACAUGCAAAUAGAAAUUAUGUCUUCUCAACAUCCUUCGUCAGAAAAAGUAACCAAUAAAAAGUCAGUUAUGUCUGGUGGUGAUGUAAGGGGAUGGACACCCGAUGUUGCUGCAAUACUAUGGCGUCGAAUGCUCAGUGCUCUUGGAGAUGUAAAUACUUUAGAAAAUCCAUUACUUCACGAACAAGUAUUUCAAUACUUACUGGACCUCAGUACAACUAUGACCAAAAUAUAUCAAAAUCAAGGUAUGGUAGAAGAAGAGACAUUUGUAUCUCUUGAACUAGUACCACCAAUUUCUGUGAUUUCGCCUUGGUGUUUUCAGGCCCUGAAUUUACCGAAAGCUUACAGAAAUGGUAAGCUCCAUGCAUAUAAAUUGUUGUGUCAGAUGACUUUGAAUAAUAGAGAUAUUCCCCAGGGACCAAAAUAUGUCACACAAUUUUUUAAAGUUCUACAUUAUGGUUUAACUUCUAGUGAUCAAGAAGUCGUCAAUACUAUAUUAAAAAAUACUGGUUCUGAAUUUUUUUCUCACCAACUUCCUGGUUUCACAUUACUUACAUUAGAUUUUGUACACGCAUGCAAUGAAGUUCUUAGUGGAACAAAUGUUGUUUUGGCUCCACGUGCUGAAGCCGUAUCUAUAUUGGGCUCUCUGUUAAGUUUUCCUUCAAACCUUACCAAAGUACCUUAUCUUAAACCAGAUUGUCAUCAAUUUGUUAUAACAUAUUGUCCCGAUAUAAAAGACACAGUUAUAACAAUUAUGUUGAAAGUAGCCAAAAGAGAACCAUCAGGACUAGCAAGAUGUAUAUCUUUGUCAAAUUUAGGUAUUUUUUUAUGCCAAGAAUUAAGUAACGCUAGUAGACAUCCUUGUAUUAAAGAAGCAAUCAUCACAUUAUUACAUGCAUUACAAUUUAAGAAUGAGAAAAUUUCCCAAGUAGCUUGUGAUAAUGUUCUGCUACUCUGUGAUUAUAUACCAAACUUGUUGAAACAUUAUCCUGAUAUUCCAUCAAAAGUCCUCGAGGUGUUAUCUGCAACACUGGCAAGUAUGUUACCAAUUGGUGACAGAAAUAAACGUUUAUUAACAUCUUUAGUAUUUUGUUUGGCGGAAUGGACAAUGUGUAUGCCUGUACCACUUUUAUUAGAGCUACGGUCUAAGCAGAGCUUGUCAAUGACUGUAUUCAUGGUUAUUGAUGCUUUGAGCAGAACAUGUAAUGAUAAAACAAUUGAACGUUUAAAAAAAGCAACAGAAGUAAAUUUAGAAUAUUCAAAUGAAUUCACAUUUGAUAUUACAUUAGACAAUUUAAAGUCUAGUGAGUCAAAAAGCAAUAAUAAAUUUGGUGAUCAUAUUAUGACACCUACUCAUUUAAAUAGUACCCGACACUCGCUUCAAAUUGCUACUAGAAUGAUAAUUAACCAUUUAUUAAAUCAUUUGGGUCAAUUUCCAAUGCUAAUUGGGCCUGCAAGGUUAUGUUCCAUGGUAUCAGAACACGAUGACACUUUAAAUUCUAUUUCUGAACAAUUAACGAUUGACAUAUUUACUGUCCCCAGCAUACAGUUAUUUAUGUCUGUUACCAAUAUGUUGGUCAUGUCUAUAAUUGAGUUACCCGCAUUGGAAGUACCAGGCGGAGGAAUCACAGCUGGUCUGAGAACUGGUUUAAAUCAAGUGCGAGUUCUGCAACGAGAUUUAGUCGGAAAAUCAUGCUGGGAUAUUUCACCACUGUAUUGUAGUCCUAACUGUGAACAUGAAAAUGAUGAUAGUUUGUUUAUAACCAGCCAUAUCCAAAAAAAUAAUGAAGCUGAAGAAUCAAUUGUUGUAACAUGUAGUACAAACUGUCAAAUCCAACAUACCAUACGUCACCGAGCUCCCGACGUUUUGCCAACUUUAGAUAAUUCUGCAGAUGAUCUUGAUAAUCUAGAUGACUUACUCCAGUACAUUGGCUAUACGAGUUCUGAAUGUUUAGAAGACAUGGAAAUUUUGCUGAACAACCCUGCAGUAAAGUCUCCAAUGACUUCACAAUUAGAACAAGAUAUCAUGAGUACAAUUUUAGGACAACAGUUCAUGGACAACAGUUACACAGAAAAAUUGAAUGCUGUUCAUUAUAAUCAUAUGGAGAAACGACCUCAAUGUAGUGUACAUAAGUCUCCGUUUCAAAAUGGCCGUGCCCUGUUUUCGGAAUUAGGUUUUACCAGCUGGGACCAACGACGACAAAUCUACCAGCUUGAACGCAACGAAAAGGUCCUGAGAGAACUUCGCGUCCUUGACGCCCAGUGUUGUAGAGACACUCAUAAGAUAGCAAUAAUUUACGUGGCCGAAGGCCAAGAAGAUAAGGUAUCAAUCAUAUCAAACACUGGUGGCAGUCAGGCGUACGAAGAUUUCAUUUCAGCACUAGCUUGGGAGGUUGAACUGGAAACUCACAAUGGUUUUAUGGGUGGACUGCAACGAAACAAAAACGCCGGUACGACAACCCCGUAUUAUUCAACGUCGUUCAUCGAAGUCGUAUUUCACGUGGCCACUAGAAUGCCAACUACAACCACCCAAGAAGCAUACAUACAAAAAGCCAGACACUUGGGAAAUGAUGAAGUGCACAUUGUAUGGUCAGAACAUUCCAAAGAUUACAGACGUGGAAUUAUCCCAACAGAGUUCUGCGAUGUUUUAAUUAUAAUUUACCCUCUACCAAACAAUUUGUUCAGGAUUCAAGUCUCUAGAAAACCAGAAGUACCAUAUUUCGGGCCACUUUACAAUGAGGUCAUCGUUCAAAAAUCAAUAUUAGCCAAUGUUGUGCGUUGCACAGCAAUAAAUGCAUCGUGUGCCAAACGUAGCAUGAUACCUUUUUACCAACAAUACUACGAAGAGAGAUGGCGGUCGUUAGACAUGAUCAUGAAGAAUUACAAACACUCCAGCACCUUUGAAGAGUUUAUAUCGAACGUAUACUCGCCCGUCCAAACCACGUCGCCAUUCCAACAACAGCCUUACCUUAGGAGCAAUUCAGAAAAAUACAAGUCCGACGAUUACGUAUUGUCCGGUUCGUCUUCGUCCAAUUUGGCCGCAGCACUCAUAGACUCAUCUCACCGGAAUAGGAACGCUAAAGGGUUGUCAAUAGAUUGGUCUAAGAAGAACGGGACUGAUGUGGAUGUGUUAAUAUCAGCUGGGAUAUCGCCUAGGCCCCACAAGAAAUUAACUUCACAUCAGAAUCUCAUGCGAUAGCGUUAUCGAAAUUAAUGUUGAUGCGGAAAUGCAAACCGUCCGCCUGCAGUGAAGAAAGCACUCACCAACACCGCCUGCACUUCUGCCGUCCAUACACAAUAUUAUAAUAUAUAAUAGUACCUAUAUAUAUGCCAUAUAGAAGUGUCUGUUCGAUCCGUCGCCGCCGGAAGAGGAGAUCGCCAACCGGAAAUCCUCAGCGGCCACUUCCGGGCGGCUGCUGAUUGCUGACGCGCUUUGGCGGUCGUCGUCGAGUAUUGUACGAGACGCGUUCAAGAAAACGACCGCGGAAGACGAUCGAGCGGUACACGUCGUGCGCCAAAGUACAAAAUAAUUCAAAAAUUCACUAACAUAGUUUCCUCGUCCUAUCCACUCCCGACUAUUUUCGCACCACAUAUUAUUAUACUAAUAAGUUACCUACUAUUUUCGUUUUUACUUUCGACUACACGACAGUUCUCUCAUAAUUAUUAUUAUUAUUAUUAUUAUCUUAACUAUUUCUAUUAUUAUUAUUAUUUCUACCGAUCCGUCCUGUGUGUACUUAAGCCGUUGUUUUAUUUAUAUCUACUCUCGGAAACCUAGACUGACUCUGUUCUAUUCCGCAUAUAAUAUGCGCCCCAACUAUACCUACCUACUAAAUACUAUGUGCUAUAUUAUAUAAAUGUAUGUAUGUGUUGCAAUUGUGACACGACAAUAUACCUUAAUAUCUGCGUUUUGUUUUUUCGACACAUGUCGUGCAUGUCACCAGGAGGUACGCUUCUACUAUUACACCAAAUAAUAUUAAUUAACACCUGUUAGUUGUGCCCCCCGGAUUCCCUCGUCAUAUACGACUCUCUAUGUACGGCGAUAUCGGGUCGCGCUUAUAAUAUUUACAAACGCAUGAUAAUAUGAUAUUAUAUUAGGUAU
Messenger RNA from Acyrthosiphon pisum (pea aphid), 6756 nucleotides. RefSeq names its product ral GTPase-activating protein subunit alpha-1. NCBI's taxonomy places the organism in Eukaryota, Metazoa, Arthropoda, Insecta, Hemiptera, Aphididae. The record is from RefSeq and is a predicted model, not a curated record. Gene Ontology annotation, molecular function: GTPase activator activity. Gene Ontology annotation, cellular component: cytoplasm; nucleus. The coding region runs from base 487 to 5856 and encodes 1789 amino acids. The transcript is spliced from 39 exons. Gene Ontology annotation, biological process: regulation of small GTPase mediated signal transduction; positive regulation of GTPase activity.